Molecule: messenger RNA, 2307 nt
Organism: Pestalotiopsis fici W106-1
Lineage: Eukaryota; Fungi; Ascomycota; Sordariomycetes; Amphisphaeriales; Sporocadaceae
Exons: 2
Coding region: 1-2307 (768 amino acids)
Biological process (GO): protein polyubiquitination; ubiquitin-dependent protein catabolic process; positive regulation of proteasomal ubiquitin-dependent protein catabolic process
Cellular component (GO): cytoplasm; ubiquitin ligase complex
Molecular function (GO): zinc ion binding; ubiquitin conjugating enzyme binding; ubiquitin protein ligase activity
Source: RefSeq, a predicted model, not a curated record
AUGCCGCAAAUAUCUAUAGGAGCGUCCGAGGAGCAGGCCCUUGCAUACAUGACGGGGGGACUCGUCAACGAAGCCACAAUAUGGCAGGGCGACGAAACCAUCAUGUCGAAUUACAAGGGCAAGGGCAAAGAGAUUCAGACGCCAAGUAUUGUGCUACACUCGGAAAUUCCCAGCCCAAAGGAUUCGGCAGUCGACCUUGGGGGAGAUGACGAGGGCGACGUGAAUGUCAGUGUCGACUAUACGGAGUACGAACCACCGGCCGGUUUAAGCCAGAUUGAAAACACGGAUUCCGAGGUUAUUGUACAAAUCGUACAUGAAUCGAUCGAAAAGGUCAAGACAAGGAUAGUAGAGGACAAAGAGAGGCGACUUGAAGAUGCUCGCGAGGCCGAAAGGUUGGCACAACAAUUUGAAGCCGAGGAUGCCAAGGAGGCAGAAAAGCCUCUGGCGACAGAGAACGAACAACAUGGAUUUCAAAGAGCUCCAUCGAUUCCCAAGUAUUACCGAGCUGACCCUAUUGGUUUUUUUGGUGCCAAAAUGAUCAUCGACGAACAUGGUCUCUUGCGUCCAGCACCAGCGUCCAAGUCGAAGCAGUGGGGGCUCAAAGGACUCCUAAAGAGAUUCAAUAACAAUUCGAGAGGAGAGUCGAGUGCACAAGGAGCCGCUCGGAAUAGUCGAGAUAUGGUCACCCCCGACGCCAAUCGAGCCUUUUUAGAAAAGAGCAAGUCUGCUGUCGAUGCAGUCUUGCAAAAAGUGAGCAAUACUGCUCCAGAAACUCCAGUGCCCUCGGAAACUAUAGAAGUCGAAUGCGUAUCCUGUCUCGAAGAUUAUAACCCCAAAGAAAUGAUCAAAGUAACAUGCCAUAGUUACUGUACCGACUGUUUCCACCGCCUAAUCAAGGCUGCCUGUGAAAAUGAACAGCAGUGGCCACCAAAAUGCUGUCUAAACCCCAUUCCCGAAGCAACCGUCCGCACCGGCAUCGACACGGACGCCGAGCUUCGGACUUUGUACAAGGCCAGAAGCACCGAGUGGUCCGUCCCCAUUGCCGAUCGCGUCUUUUGCAGCAACCGGGAAUGCGGCAUCUUCAUCCAGCCACGCCACGUGGACCGAUCCCAGGACGUCGCCCGGUGCAGCAGCGGGCACUGGACGUGCAUCCUCUGCCGGGCGCCGCGCCACGGCGACGAGCCCUGCCCCCAGGACCGCGAGCUCCAGCGCACCGAAGAGCUGGCCGAGUCCGAAGGCUGGAAGCGGUGCCACCGGUGCCGGGCCCUCGUCGAACACCGCGAGGCCUGUCAGCACAUGACGUGUCGAUGCGGCGCCCAGUUUUGCUACGUCUGCGGCGCGCCCUGGCGUACCUGUGGGUGUACCGAGGGCCAGCUGCGGCAGAUUAAGCAAGACGCCCAGACGCGGCGGCUCGAAAGAGAUGCCCAGACCCGACGGGAAGAGGCCGAUCUGGCCGAGGCCCUGCGACAGAUUGAAGAGUUUGAAAAGGAAGAAGCCAUCAAGGCGCACCUAUUAAUGAUUGAACGCGAGUACCAAGAAAAGCAACAACGGGAAAAGGAAGCCCGGGAACGACUACGCCUGGAGGGCGAGAGACGCAAGGCCGUCGAGUCCAAGUUCCAGGAGCUGCGUUGGGAACUGCUGGAGCUGCACAUGCGCCAGCGGGUCGAGGUGGAGCGUGAACAUGGAAAGGAGGAAAACCUCAUCAAGUACGAAAUCGAAGACUCUACAACAAGACUCCGAGAUGCAAACCACGUCCAGCGCGAAGCUGCCGCCAAAGAAGCCAGGAACGAUUUCGAAGAAUUCAGGGCAGCGCUUAAAACGGAAUAUAAUGCUCGAGUCAAGUACGAGACGCAGCUGGAGACGCAGUACCAAGAACAGCUGCAAGUAUACUGGGCCAACCAAGAAGGUGGCCAGGAACAAAUCGAGACGGCUCUGCUGGACGUCAGACGACGAAUGGACAAGGGGCACCGGGCUUACUGUCGAUGGUUGCAAUCAGAAAUCGACGCCAAACGUUCCCUCAUUCGACAAGAGCAAUCUAUUCAAGCAAGUUUCAUGGAAACAGCCGAGAGACAAUUGUCCGAAAACAACAGAGAAAAACAACAAAUCUUUACACGGAAAAAGACUGCCGAACUCAAAUGGGUUGAUCUUGUAUUCCAGGAACGGCACGACAUGCUGGACACUAUGGAAGCCACCGAGGUGGACGAUGGGGAUGACAUUUAUGAAUUGCUUUCUGAAUUCAGCUUGGAAGAUGAAAUGGACGAUGAUUUGCAGGAAUACUUUGAAGCAGCGACAACGAUAGUGGCAUAG